AUGACAACUUACAACGGUCCGCAAACCUCGCCUACCGACGCCUCCGAGGAGCGGAAUUCACCCUUGUCCAGCGAUGCCGAGAAUGAGAAUGACAGUCCCGAGGAUGGCCUGGAGAACGGGACCGCCAGCAAAAAGCGGAAGAGGUCGUUGAAAAUCUCCUGCGAGCUAUGCAAAAACAGGAAGGUCAAAUGCGACCGCGCAGAGCCCGCUUGUGGCUGGUGUGCCCGAAAUGGCCGAGAAUGUGUCUACAAGGAAAGGCAGAAACCCGGUCUUCGGGUGGGAUAUGGCCGCGAGCUUGAGGAGAAGAUCAAUCGCCUCGAAGCCCUUCUACACGCCCAGGGCCGUCGACUUGAAGAUCACAUCGCUGAGCACGGCGACCUGUCGCCUCUUCACCGACAGAGCUCUCUACGGACGCCGCAUCAACCGGGUGGCACCCAAUUCAAUGCAUAUGCCCAGAAUGAUCCUCGGCCGUCCGCGGCGAGUGUACUCUCUCAAGACACGCCGAGGUCGGAGUCCAGAUGGCCUUCGGUUGCGAAUGCUUACGAACGAAUGCAAUACCCGCGACCCCAGGAUGCCAUGUCUAUUCGCUCGGUGGUCGAUGUGGGCGGCCACGACAUCAUGUCGCAAAGCGAUAGAGGUCCGUCGAGUGCCUGGUAUCCGACCUCGACGCCAGGACCCUCCAUCUCUGAGUCGGAGCUGCCUCCGUAUGACCUGCUGUACACACUGGUCGAUCUGUACUUCAAGCACGUCAAUCCCUGGUCGCCCAUUUUGGAUCGCAAAGCCACCUUCGAUGCUUUCUUCGGGUCCCAGUCAAUGGGCGACUCGGACAGGGCGCUGAUGCAUGCUGUUGUCGCGGCCACAAUGCGGUUCUCCAAAGAUCCACGUCUCACGGCAGAAGCGAGGCGACAGUUUCACGAAAUAUCGAGGCAGAAAAUCAUGAUGUAUGCGCUUGAUCAUCCCAGUGUUCGCGCGCUUCAGGCUCUUGUCAUUCUGGCGGUCGACGUCUUGGGGACGUCGAACGGCCAUCAAGGUUGGAAUUUGCUGGCGCUUAUCGCUCGGAAUAUUGUUCAGCUGGGCCUCGAAGUCGAAAAAACAACGUACCUCCAGUCGAGCGCAUACCCUUCAGCAACCCUCUUGCAGGCGUCGCAGCCUCAGUCGUGGAUCGAGAACGAAGAGCGCCGCCGACUGUGCUGGAUGACAUUUAUUCUCGACCGGUAUGCUACCGUCGCCACCGCGGAUACCUUCAUCUUUGACGAAAGAGAGAUGGAUCGAUGUCUUCCUUGCCGCUAUGACCUGUUUUCCAGGAACGAGCCUGUCGAGACACGGUGGCGCCGGCCAGGGGUGCCGUCUGAAAUGAUUGUUAACAAGCCAGAGAACUUGGGAAGCUUCUCGUACCACUGCGAGGUGUUGGGGAUCCUGAGUCGCAUCCACCGAUUUCUACACCAGCCACUUGACAUCACGCGCCACCCCGACAUCCAACGAUGGCGCGAAAGAUACCGCGAGCUCGACGCAGAGUUGAACGACUGGCUGCAGAAUCUGCCCGGCGAAUACGGUAAGAUAUCUCAGCUCUGCCAUUCAGACCCCGGCAGCAGAAUCUCAAAUUGGAUCAUGCUCCAUGCUGCGUUCGUCACGUCGGUUAUUCGCCUUCACUCGUCGGCAGCAUACCCGACGAUCAAGUCCCCCGUCUUUACACCGUCAUACCACGCUAUCCAGCGGUGCUUGGGUGCGGUCGAGAGCCUACGCGAAAUCGCCCAAGACGUGAUGAACACCGGCAUGCUCGCUCUGCUGGGCCACCCUUUCGCAUUUGCGUUGUGGGUUUCAGCCAGACUGCUCAUCGUCCACGCCGCAACCAUGGAAUGUGAGAUCGACGCGAAAAUCAUGUUCUUCAUUUCCACACUGGAACAAAUGGGACAACACUGGCAAGUUGCGGGAACCUACGCCAGGAUUCUGAACGACGUGGUCCAAGAAGGAAAUACUGGUUCAGGAAGAACUUUCACAGCCAUGAGGAGGGCUGCAUACGAACUCAACCUCAUGACCUCGCAACGUCCGCGGUCCGUCCUCGACCCUGUAACCACGCACAACUCAUCGCAGAGUGAGCUCGAGUAUCUCGAGGUGUUUGAAUUUUUCAACUACCCUCGCUUCAAUGCGAUCGCCGCGAGCAACGGGUUCGAUCCGUCCGUGUCGGUCACCAACCAGAGUCAGACGACACCCACGCAAGGCCAACCACCGAACUCCCGCGCCACGCCAGCCUUUGUUGUACCUAAUCCGGAGAGCGACUGGCUGAUCUUCAAGCCGCCUUACGAGUAG
Cladophialophora carrionii CBS 160.54 is the source of this 2307-nucleotide messenger RNA. RefSeq lists its product as uncharacterized. The coding region runs from base 1 to 2307 and encodes 768 amino acids. NCBI's taxonomy places the organism in Eukaryota, Fungi, Ascomycota, Eurotiomycetes, Chaetothyriales, Herpotrichiellaceae. Gene Ontology annotation, cellular component: nucleus. Gene Ontology annotation, biological process: regulation of DNA-templated transcription; DNA-templated transcription. Gene Ontology annotation, molecular function: DNA binding; DNA-binding transcription factor activity, RNA polymerase II-specific; zinc ion binding. The record is from RefSeq and is a predicted model, not a curated record. The transcript has 3 exons.